CCAGAGCACACAAUGGUGCAUUGGUCAGGCGAGAUGAAGCACAUCAUAGUUGUGAUCAUUGCCGUGCUGAGUGCCCUGCACAGGGAUGUACUCUGCUCAACAAAAACCGGCUGUCCUCGGCGCUAUCUGAGACGCAUCAACGGCAAGUGUUACUACUUUUCAGUUAAAAAGCUGAACUGGUUUGGUGCUCUAAACAAUUGUCUACGCAAGGGCCUCACACUGGCCGACCUGAGCAAUCCACGAGAUUUCUACGGUGCUAUCGAAUUUCUGAGCUCCAAAGGCAACACGGAGGACUUUUGGUUUGGUGCCAACGAUCUGCAAACCGAGGGCCGUUUUCAAUAUAUCAGCAACGGUCGCUUAGUACGUUACUUCAGCAAUUACAGUCUCGUGGGGCAGUCGGCGCACGGGAAGUGCGAUGAUUGUCUGGAGGUGCGCAUACGCAACAACAUGACCGUUGUGGCCGACGACAAUUGUCUAGAGAGACAAUAUUUCAUCUGCUCUGAAAGGUACUGCGACUUCGCUGAAAGCACUAAGAAGCGCCAUCACAGUCACGAGCAUUUACAUCACUUCCAUCACGAUAUUGGCGAGCCCAGCGACGAGGCUGAGGCAGGCGUUGACGUGGAUGGACAGCAACCUGACUUACAAGAGUUGUUAACGGAUAAGCCGGAAGGCUCGGAGGAGGGAGUUGAUCCACCAGUGGGAGGUCCGACGAGCGGACCGGAAUCAAACGAGAACCCAAGUAACGCGACAACUGUAACCGUAGAUAAUAAUGUAGCGACUACAGUGCAAAAGGGACCUGAAAAGCCAACCGUGGAUCCGAACAAGUCCCCUGAAGUCGGUACUGAGGUGUCGAGCGAGCCACCUGAGGGCACAAAAAUGACUACAGACGAGCCACCUACAACUGUGAAGCCCACUGAAGUCGCUUCUACGGACAAGACAUCUGGAACUACAACUGUGGGGCCGAGCGACCCGAACAACGAGCCAAACGCCACGAAAUAA
This is a messenger RNA of Drosophila navojoa, 999 nucleotides long. It is a transcript of the gene lectin-46Cb, whose product is annotated as C-type lectin 46Cb. The record is from RefSeq and is a predicted model, not a curated record. NCBI's taxonomy places the organism in Eukaryota, Metazoa, Arthropoda, Insecta, Diptera, Drosophilidae.